AUGGCGGGCGCGCUGUUCCCGCCGCCCGAGCUGGCGGCGGAGCUGGAGGUGGGCGCCGGGAGCAGCGCGGAGCAGCAGCAGCAGCAGCCGCAGCCGUGGGGGGCGGGCGCGGAGGGCUCGUACAGUGCGGACCUGCUGCCCAUGGUGUUCCUGUGCGCCGGCUGCAAGCGGCCCGUGGGCGACACGCUGAGCUGGGUGUCCAACGACGAGGAGGGCGGCUGCAUCCUGCUCCGCAGCGCGGCCGCCGGCGUCUCGGUGGACCACAAGAGGAAGCUCUCCAAGCUGCCCGACGAGUGCGGAUGCAUGGUAGAAACCUUGUUCUGCUCUGGCUGCUCGAGGACACUUGGAAGCAUCUACAGGUGCACCCCAAAGCAUCUCGACUACAAGAGGGGUUUGUUCUGUUUCAGCAUUGAUUCUAUUGAAAGCUAUAUUCUGGGAUCCUCAGAAAAGCAAGCUCUUACUGAUGAGGAGCCACUGACUCUUGAAAGUCGAGCUGUCUUGCAAGAGGUGCUGCAAAGG
Molecule: messenger RNA, 519 nt
Organism: Empidonax traillii (willow flycatcher)
Lineage: Eukaryota; Metazoa; Chordata; Aves; Passeriformes; Tyrannidae
Gene: MIS18A
Product: MIS18 kinetochore protein A
Exons: 4
Biological process (GO): CENP-A containing chromatin assembly; chromosome segregation
Cellular component (GO): chromatin; nucleus; chromosome, centromeric region
Source: RefSeq, a predicted model, not a curated record